UACCAGGUUGUAAACACUCUAGCACAGUUCUUCUUUAGCUAAGUUAAUUUAUAUUAUACGAGCUAACAGCGGACUUCAGUCUGUCGAGCUUCGUGUUGUCAUUAAAUAUGUCUGGUCGGGAUCCUUUCCCCUUCCCAAAACUUGAAAACGGCUUCACUCUCAGCGGCUUCAGGCCGCAGCAGCAGAGAAGAUAUGAUACACCAACUCACAUCGCCCAAACAAAGGAACCGUGGAGUCGCCUUCAUGAUACAGCCACUGUGGCCAGCACCCGGAGGAGUGUUAUGCAUUAUGAGUGUCAGUCUCCAAACGACAGCCUCGACUUCCAGCUAAAGUCUGUCUACGAUCACCACAGGGACUUCUUCUGGACAAAGAACGAGAUUUUAUAUCAGAAGGAGACUGUCUCUGAGGACCAACGGAAACAGGAAAACUCAAAGAAGGACCUGCUGGAAAAGGAACAAGAGAAAGACAUCAGAGUUUGGGUCGAUCCACAGAAGUGCUCCAUUUACAGCAUCAAGUGAGGUUCAGGCAUUUUCAAACAAAGGCUACACCGGGGAUAAUGAUGGUAGCUUCCAGUCCUUCUCCUGUAUCUCUUAACAGCGACCAUCAUCAGAGCGCUGUAAAUAAAUGGGUUCUAU
Molecule: messenger RNA, 635 nt
Organism: Morone saxatilis (striped sea-bass)
Lineage: Eukaryota; Metazoa; Chordata; Actinopteri; Moronidae
Gene: cfap276
Product: chromosome unknown C1orf194 homolog
Exons: 5
Coding region: 108-518 (136 amino acids)
Source: RefSeq, a predicted model, not a curated record